This is a messenger RNA of Arabidopsis lyrata subsp. lyrata, 2047 nucleotides long. Its product is annotated as RING-H2 finger protein ATL11. The transcript has a single exon. NCBI's taxonomy places the organism in Eukaryota, Viridiplantae, Streptophyta, Magnoliopsida, Brassicales, Brassicaceae. Bases 699 to 1910 code for a protein of 403 amino acids. The record is from RefSeq and is a predicted model, not a curated record.
UUUAUUGUAUUGAUUUGACCAAAAUGCCACCAGAUCACACACCGCACUGGUUUUUCUAGAGGUUACCAUAAUGGUUCUAUGAUACAUACGAAUCUUUAUAAAAUAUGCUUUUUAAUUCGAUAUAUCGAGUUGAAUAUUCACUCAUAUUGUUUUUAAAUGUGAAACAAAAGGCAUUGGCGUUAAAGUGGGAUAAGCCUGAAAUAUUGGAAUUGCACAAUUACGAAGAAACUAAACAAUUAUAGAACCAUCACAUUAAGAAAUCUUGGCGAAAUUUGCACUAACCGGUUGCUUCAUUGAUAAAUACAUCCCAACAUCUUGACGGAAACAUCACAAUCAUAUCAUAUAUUUAUUUUUAUUUUUAUACAAAAAUGUUGUAUCUAAAAUAUUCAUUAGUUAUGCUGUCAACAAAAAAAAAACAAAAACAUAUUCAUUAGUUAUGAUGCAACAUCCUGUAAAUAGUGCCAUGGUUUAAACUUCAAAGUCAACGUACCAACCACACCCUUUGUAACCAUUGAGCAACCUCAAAUCGUAGUGUCUCUUAAUGCUCCUCUAAGUUUUUAUCAUCCAUAUCAUCUACUUUGAUCUUCACACCAAAUUUUCUUCCAAAAAAAAAAAAAAGAAAGGGAAAGAAAUAAGACAAAGGUUAUUGUUUUUCAUUGCAUGGACCGGAGAGCCAAACCGACGAAAGUUUGGUCCUCAUGAACCCCAAAGGUAAUAAUAAUCUCAACCGUUCAAUCAUCGGUGGUCAUGAUCAUGGCUCGAUCCUACAACUACUCCUCUUUCUGCUACUCCUCUCCAGCCACGGCGGAUUUCAGCUCGUCGCGGGUCAAGCCACUCACGGUGGUUCAGACGUUCCCGGAGAUAGCUCUCGGUUUGACCCAACCAUGGCAAUACUCAUGAUCGUCCUCGUCAGCGUCUUCUUCUUUCUCGGGUUUUUCUCGGUCUAUAUCCGAAGAUGUCUUGAGCGAGUCAUGGGGAUGGACUACGGAAACCCCAACGACGCCGGAAACUGGUUUGCCACAAACCUGCAACAGGCGCGUGGGCUCGACGCGUCGGUCAUCGAGACUUUUCCAACUUUCCGAUACGCAACCGUGAAGGCGCUUAGGAUCGGCAAAGAAGCGCUUGAGUGUCCUGUUUGCUUAAACGAGUUUGAAGACGAUGAAACGCUGCGUUUAAUACCUAAAUGCUGCCACGUGUUCCAUCCUGGUUGCAUUGACGCUUGGCUCCACUCUCACGCCACGUGUCCUCUAUGCCGCGCUGAUCUUGUACCCGUGCCGGGUGAACCCAUCGUCUCUAUUCAAAUACCCGGUUUAGUUAACGAUCCUCCCGGUUCUGAUCCGAGCGGUGAUCGGAUUAGAGUUUUAGGUUCUCCGGACGCACGAUUGAUUGACUCGGUGGCGUUGACUUGUAAUCAGAGCAUGCCACGUAGGUCUAUGUCUACCGGAUGGAAUUUAGCCGGAAUGUUCACGAAUUCUGAUCGGACCGGUCAACAUUCAGGGAAUCUAGACCGAUUCACGCUUAAAUUACCGCAAGACAUUCACAAUAAGCUAGUGAAUCCCAGCCUUUCAAAAGGCCACGUGUUGUUACCUCAUGUGAUGAGUUCAGCGAGAGGAUACAGAAGCGGAAGCUUAGGAAGUGAGCGAAACUACUUUUACUAUGAACGGUUCGACCAAGAUGGCCGGUUAGACCGUAGACCAUUCUCAAUAACUCCUCCAUACCGGACAGGUUCAAUCAAUAACACAUCACCAGGUGACAGUAGUGAUCAUGUGCGUGCUGGUUCACCCAAAAGUUUGCUUCUAGCGAUGAAAUCACCGUUCGAUCGAUUAUUUCUUGGAAAGAACAACAACGUCGGUGAGCGUUCGUCGGAUCACCUUCGUUCCGGCGAUGCUACACCGUCGAAUACUGUGUAAUUUGGUUAUCGAGAAAGUCAAUGUACAUAAUUUUAUUUUUACUUCUGCAUUCUUCAGUUUCAACUUUAAUGUCUCGGAACAAUCGAACAUACGAAUUAUGGUUUAAUAGGAACAUUUAUGAAAUUUUUGGGGCUAAA